This is a messenger RNA of Lingula anatina, 2585 nucleotides long. RefSeq names its product chitinase-3-like protein 1. Gene Ontology annotation, molecular function: chitinase activity; chitin binding. Gene Ontology annotation, biological process: chitin catabolic process; carbohydrate metabolic process. The record is from RefSeq and is a predicted model, not a curated record. NCBI's taxonomy places the organism in Eukaryota, Metazoa, Brachiopoda, Lingulata, Lingulida, Lingulidae. Gene Ontology annotation, cellular component: extracellular region.
GGUUGGCUCACGCUGACUAGCUUUGGUAAGGUGAUCUAUAAAAGGGUUCAUAUCUCGCUCCGUGUACACACUACUGUAACAACAAAAUGAAGGGAGUGAGUGUGAUUCUACUGGUAUGCUGCUUUCUAUGGCACGCUGAGGCCAGGAGUUACCUCAGAGCUUAUAGCACCACACCAGGUAAAGAUUAUAAGUUCGUUUGCUAUCACACCAACUGGUCCCAGUACCGUCCCUCGCCAGGGAAGUUCUUCCCAGAAGACAUCGACCCUAACCUGUGCACCCAUCUGAUUUAUGCCUUUGCCAAGUUCAACGGGAACAGGCUGGCGGCCUUUGAAUGGAAUGACGAGAGCACGGACUGGUCUGUAGGCUUAUACGAGCGCUUUAAUAACCUCAAAAAACAGAAUCCAAAUUUGAAAACUCUCAUCGCCGUUGGAGGAUGGAACCUUGCCUCGGGGCCUUUUACCAAGAUGGUAUCUACAGCAGCUAACAGACGAGAGUUUAUUGACACAUCUAUCAAGUUUAUGAGAGAUCGCAACUUUGAUGGUUUGGAUUUGGACUGGGAAUAUCCCGCCGCUAGGGGGAGUCCGCCUGAGGACAAGCAGAGGUUUACUGCUUUGGUCAAGGAAUUGAAAGAAGCGUUCAUUGACGAAGCUAGAAAUACCGGCAAUGAACGGUUGUUACUGACGGCAGCUGUUCCAGCAGGCAAGGAAACGAUUGACAAUGGAUACGAAGUUGAAACUGUUGGCAAGUACCUCGAUUUCGUGAAUCUUAUGUCGUAUGACCUCCGAGGAGCCUGGGAAUCAGUCACCGGCCACCAGAGUCCUCUUUAUCCAAGAAAAGACGAAACCGGAGAAGACCUUUACUUGAAUUUGGAAUUCACUGCCAAAUACUGGGCAAGCCAGGGUGUGGUGCCAGAGAAACUGAUCAUCGGCAUGCCCACCUACGGGCGCGGCUUUACGUUGAGCAAUCCGGCAAACAACGGAAUGGGUGCGCCAGCCAAAGGUGCGGCCAAUGCUGGAAGAUAUACCAGAGAGGGUGGAUUCUUGUCCUAUUAUGAGAUUUGUGAAAUGUUGAAUAAUGGCGCCACCAGCGUGUGGCAUAACGAACACCAGGUACCAUAUGCUUACAAGGGCGACCAAUGGGUAGGAUACGACAACCCGCAAAGCUUGAAACUCAAGGUUGACUGGUUGAAACGAGAAGGAUUCGGCGGAGCAAUGGUCUGGGCUUUAGAUCUGGACGAUCACACAGGGACCUCCUGUGGUGAAGGGAGAUAUCCUUUGAUGAACACCAUCAAGAGCAGACUCUUUGGUGCCGGAGGACCACCGUCCCUACCUCAAACAACGCCAAGACCCUCUCCAACAGAGGCACCAACUGAGAAACCUACACCUGCACCAACUAAGCCUCUGCCCGAAUCUACUAAGGCACCUAUUACUGAUCCGAAGACUACCGUUCCACCCGCAACAAAGGCGCCAUCGAAUCCUUCUACCAAAGCACCAGUAACAAACCCGCCCACCAAAGCACCAGAAACAAACCCGCCCACCAAAGCACCAGAAACAAAACCUCCCGUGCAGCCAACACAGGCGCCUGGAUCAGAAUUCAAGUGCCAGUCUAAGGGAUACUUCACUGACCCGAAGGACUGUGGUAAAUUCUACAUAUGUGAACCCGCCGGCUCUGGGUUCACCUCGUAUCACAUGAGCUGUGGCGCCGGAACUCACUUUGACGAGACAAACAAAGUGUGCGACUUCCCUGAAAAAGCCAAUUGCAAAUAUGGUGAUGGUUCGUCUGUCCAAAAGCCAGAUAGCAUCUGCUCAUGGAAGGGACAGGGCGUGUUCAGAGACCCGGACAACUGUGGGAAGUAUUACAUGUGCGUCCCGGGUCACAAGCCUUACCGUAUGGAAUGCCCGCACGGACUCGCGUUCAACCAAAUCGGCAGCGCCAGCGGCGUGUGCGACUGGCCUUACAAUGUGAAAGGGUGUUAGAUCAUCUUAGAUCACUUCGCCCGACCGCAGAUAUGAACAAUCCAAAUUUUGUUGGGUAUGAUGUUCGAGAAACGGCGUUAAAAUAAAAUUUUGAUAUGUAAUUUGGACUGUUGAAAUGAAUUUGCCAGCGGAUAUUUUUCAACCAGCUAAACUAUUAAGAGGUCUAACGUAGAAAUGAUUUUCACACAAAUAUAAACAUGUAGCAUGAAUUUCCCUCUUUGGUAGUAAAAUAAUAGUAAAAAUAAUAAUAAUAAUAACAGAAUUUGACAAUUUCAUGGUAAAAGAAAUGAUUGCAGCGUUUAACUGACUGUAAUGCCAAUACUUAUUCAGAACACCACUUAUUUGUUAGAGUCGUUUUCUUUUAGUACCACACUUCAAAACUCAAUAAAUAAAGGAUACUAAAAGAACAAAAUUCAACUCAGUUGAAAGAAAUGAAGUCUAUCUACUUUCAGGCAACAGCUAUCCUUACCUGCAAUUGCCAUGGUUCUUUUGAUUAUCAAGCAAGUACAAAAUAAACUAAAUAACAAUUUCAGAUUUCAGUGACAUUUUAUUCAAUAAAAAUAUAUAUUUAAUUUUGUAUGCACGAUUUCUCAUACUUUGUGACCUUAU